GACAUACUCGAGUUCAAACGACUAUAGUCGCGAUUCCUUUCUACUUACACAUCGCAGAUCGAAUUCCCUUUCUAGGAAUCUAAUAGCGAAUAUCGAGGGAGCGACCGUAACGAUCUCUUUUUUCCCACUUCGAUUCCAACCAAGCGCUUUGGUAUUCGACUUAGCGACACAGAUACCGCCGUCUCGCGAUGUUACUACCUUUAACCCUCGCGUGAACCUUUCUUGCGAUAUCGAUCCGUCGUUUCGUCAGCCCCGAAGCCGCGUAUACCCCACCAAUUGGUUCGAUAUGAUGUUAGCGGUACAACCCCGUCGGUUACUUUCGCGACCGAGGGGUCUUUUGUUCCUUGCGGUCUUUGCGGGAACUUUAUAUUGGCUUCUACUACAUGGGCCUAGCAGUUUACACACUGCGAGGUGGUAUGAUGGAAGUGCUGGACCAGUACAGGCUCCUCUAAAGAGUGAUAAUGGAGCCAACAAUGCUCCUGCGCCGGUGAAUGAACAACCUAGCGGUGACGACCAAAAUCAACCGCCUCAAGUUCAGGUACAGGAAAAGACAGAAGAGGAGAAAAAGAAGGAAGAAGAGGAGCAUAGAGAAGAAAACCUAAGGGUCCAAUUCGACAGCGAAUAUAAUAUGCUUGCUAGCGAACCCGGUGCCGACGCUAUAUACGGACAAACGCUCAACACUCUCGACCCCACUAAGAAGCGAUCCUUAACCAUUGAAGAACACUUGAAACCUGCCAAAGAGAAGACCUAUUUCAGCGAACACCAACCCUAUAUCUACAACCCAUAUCCGAAAUAUAAUGAGAAGACUUGGCUUACCGAAAGAGCCCAAUACGUACCCUGCGAGGGUCCAGCUGGCAAGACGGUAGGAGAUGUGCGAGUUUUCAAGGGACAGCCUAAGUACUUCCCUGAACCUGGAUUUGGGAGCUAUGAUGUUCUUGGUAUGGAUGGGAACCUAUGCUAUGAGCGUGAAACACGACUCAGCAUGUAUGGCUUCCAAGCAGACAACGAUACUUCGACUCCAUCGAUUGACUGGGAUAAAAUACGCUGGGGUCAAUUGCAGGAGAAAUGCGCCCAGAAAAACAAGGCUCGAUAUAACAUGAAGGGACAUUCGAAUCCCUAUCUUACGUCGGUCUAUUCACGCCAUAAUUCAAGCGCCCCUACCUUAGAUGGUAGCGACUUUGAUCUGCCCGAACUAACCCGUCGUGGAGAUGACCUAGGGGACGGGAGCCCGUCCUUGCAACGAAAGAGGGGCGUUGUCCAGCCAUCCAAGCCUGGAAAGAACAAGCCGAUUGCGGGUUCUGAAUCAAGGACUGCACUUUUAUUACGGACGUAUACCGGCAAGGAUUACAGUGACAACGAUAUGCAGGUUAUUCGGUCACUGAUAACUGAACUUUCGCUACAUACUGGUGGUCAAUAUCAAGUGUUCCUUUUUGUCCAUGUUAAGGAUACUUCGUAUGCGAUUUGGGAUGAUGAGGCAACAUAUCAAUAUGUUCUCGAGAGGAAUAUUCCCCCAGAGUUCAGGGACAUUGCGGUCCUCUGGAAUGACGAAGCGACGCAGACUAUGUACCCUAAGAUCGACCCUAAGAAGGCGACGGUACACGUCUCGCAGUGGCUAUCCGUCCAGAAGUUCGCCCAGGAGUUCCCCGAAUUCGACUAUAUCUGGAAUUGGGAAAUCGACGCAAGAGUAACAGGCCAUAACUACGAUUUUGUUGAGAAACUAGCCACUUUUGCUAAACGACAACCUCGUCGAGGAUUAUGGGAGCGUAAUGAACGCUAUUAUAUCCCAUCUAUUCAUGGCGAUUAUGACACGCAAUUCCGUAAGGAAGUCGAGCGUGUAUCUGGGGAGGAAACAAUCUGGGGUCCUCCGAAAUUGCCCUUUGUUAACCCCGUCGGUCCGAAGCCUCCCGUUGCAAAGCCGGAAGAUGACAACUACAAGUGGGGUGUGGGUGAAGAGGCAGAUCUGAUUACUGUCGCACCUAUUUUCAAUCCCAUCAACAGUUCAUGGAUCAGUGGUAACGAGCUUUGGGGAUUCAACGAUUCCACUCAUGAGACUACCGAUUUACCGAGAAGAGCGACCAUUGUUACGCAUUCGAGAGUUUCCAAGAGGCUCCUUGAUAUCAUGCAUGUCGAGAACCUUCGAGGGAAUCAUAUCUCAUCGGAAAUGGUUACGCAAACUACUGCGCUCCUUCAUGGCUUAAAAGCUGUUUAUGCCCCAAUGCCUGUUUUCUUCGAUAGGCCUUGGAGCGGUAAAGACCUCGCUCGGUGGUUCAAUGGCGGCCUUAAGGGUGAAAGCGGAGGUGUUGGGUGCGCUAUGGGCUGGGGACGAGAAGCAAGAUAUCGUGGAACCACAUGGUAUUAUCGGGCCAAUCCACCGCAACGAAUGUAUCUCAAUUUUAUGGGAUGGGAAGACACCAAUGUCGGUGGUAAGGAUUGGGAGGAUGACCACGGACGCCCUUGCUUGCCUCCGAUGUUGCUUCACCCCGUAAAGGACAUCGAACCGACGGAGCCCGGAUACAAGAGCGAGUCGAAUCUUCCAUACUCUUGAACAAAUGAGCACCUAGCAUGAUAAACACCUAGGUUAGUUACAACCUAUUUGCUGGGCGAGGUUCAAGAAUUUUCGCCGACUUCGAGCGGGCUAAGCCUUUGGAACCCCGACAAAUCCUUGGAAUUCAGCAUUUCCUACCAGAAUGACGAACUUUACCAUAUUUAGUCCGACGAUUGAAUCGACCACCCACAUGCGCCAUCAUGCCCAGGUCGGAGUCGGAUCGCCCGAACGAUGCCGACAGAUCAUGACCCUUCGGUCCGAACAAGACCGCUCGGAGUAAUCAUUCAAAGCCACCGAAGAGUAUUAUCAGAUCUUCGUCAAUUUUCUAUAAACCAUCAUUAGAACGUCGAGUACCUUUAAACGUAGCUCGAACAAGACAAGAAAGAAUUCAAGAUGCCAAUACAAGCAUCACAAACAAUUUUACAUAUAUCGCAUUAUCGGCGUUUCGCAUAACCUGGCAACAGGUUUUUACAUUUACAUCAGGCACACGAGCGAGCUAUGUCUCGGCUAUGAACAAGGAAAUACCACUACAAUGUAUGAUUUCCUAAUAGGAUCGGUUACGAACCAAACUAUACCCAAUUCCCCAGUCCUAGAUGGAUUGGGACGAGAUGAGACGUAUUGCAGGGGCUUCAAGGUAGAUAUGUCAGAUUAGGUACAUACCCAACUUCGAAUGAACAUAUUUUGAGAAGUUAAAUCAACCAUUAUCC
This is a messenger RNA of Hypoxylon trugodes, 3252 nucleotides long. RefSeq lists its product as uncharacterized. Bases 287 to 2545 code for a protein of 752 amino acids. Lineage: Eukaryota; Fungi; Ascomycota; Sordariomycetes; Xylariales; Hypoxylaceae. The record is from RefSeq and is a predicted model, not a curated record. The transcript is spliced from 2 exons.